CGGAACGCAGCCUUUGAAUCGCUGACAAAGAUUGGUAGAGAUUUCCCGCGCACGCAAUCUCAUCUCGUAUACGUUUGCGAAGUCAUGUGCUGUGACAAUUAAUAUCAAAGAGAGAAAUCUCAUUCAUUACUCGUUAUCAUUUGACAGCAAGAGUGCGCCGCUGGGUUAUAACAAAAUUUUUGGGUUUUUACAAAAUCUCAAGUGGCAAAAAAGCAGACGUUAUGACUUCUUUUAAUUUCAGCGAGCUUAGCAAGCAACUGAAAGAUACCACCCAGCAAAAUUCUCGUGUCGGUGUCUCUUUUGCCGGUCGAUCUCUCAAAUUAGAUACUGCAAACGAUGCUCUGCAGGUGGUGGAAGCAAUAAACGCAUGUCCUUGUUUGGAAUAUCUGGAUUUAGAAGGAAAUACACUAGGUACACAGGCUGCAGAGUCUAUAGCUGAAUCGUUAAAAGAAAAGGGAGCUCCCUUGAAAAGAGCUUUAUGGAAAGAUAUGUUCACUGGUCGUUUGAAGACAGAAAUACCAAAAGCAUUGGAAUACCUAGGCACAGCAUUGUGUGUAGCUGGUACUCGUCUUACCGAACUUGAUUUGAGUGACAAUGCUUUUGGACCGAUUGGUAUUCAGGGAUUAGCAGAUCUGUUGAUGUCACAUCCAUGUUAUACCCUUCAAGAAUUAAGAUUGAACAAUAAUGGUCUUGGUAUAUCUGGUGGAAAGAUGUUGGCUCAAGCAGUAUUAAAGUGCUAUGAAAAUAGUUCCAAAGAAGGCAAACCACUUGCGCUGAAAGUUUUUAUUGUUGGCAGAAAUAGAUUAGAAAAUGAGGGUGCACAGGCGUUGGCACGUGUAUUUAAUGAAUUAAAAACAUUAGAAGAGAUUGUGAUGCAACAAAAUGGCAUAUAUCAUAAAGGCAUUGAAGCAAUUGCAUAUAGUUUGUCAGCUAAUCCUAAUUUGCGAAUUUUAAAUUUGAAUGAUAAUACAAUUGGCUUGAAAGGAGCCAGAGCACUUGCUAAAGUCCUACCAACUUUUCAAAACUUGGAGGAAUUGAAUCUUGGAGAUUGUUUGCUGAAGACAAAGGGAGCUUUAGUUUUAGCAGAGGCGUUAGCAGUGAUUGGCAAUCAUACGUCUCUUAGAAAUUUGGAUUUAAGUCAUAAUGAAAUACGUAUUGAUGGUGGAAAGGCCAUUGCUCAGGCUAUGAUCGAUAAAACGCUUCUGUCUAAUCUACAGCUGGAUGGUAAUAUGUUUGGGAUAAAAGGACGUGAUAUGCUUAAGCAAAUUCUCACCAAUUCUGGAAGAAUUGAUGCAUUAAAUUCAUUUGAUGAGGAUGAAGAUGAUGGUGAUGACGAUGAUGAUGAUGAUGAUGAUGAUGACGAAGAUGACGAAAAUGAGGAUGAUGGAGAGAGCGAGGAAUGUGAAAGUGAUAAUAAUGAAGAUACAGAAAGUGACAAAGAUAAUAAAACGCGAGAUAACGGUGCGCAAAGCAUAGUGACAGUCGCAGAAUUUUUAAAAUCACCAGUAGGUGAGAAAUUAUUACUACUGCAAGGUAAUAAUGUGCAGGCCUUUAUUGAUCAUGCAGAGAUUUUAGCCAUUCAAAGUGAUAUAACUACAGAACAAAAGUUUAUAGAGGAACUUAUGCGAAUAACUAUGAAAGUAUCAGCACUAUGCGAUAGUGGCUACAUGAAUGUGAGAAUAAAAGCAGAAUCCUUGUCAGAUGCGUUAUAUGCACAGUUAUUCUCAUAUGCUAUAGAAAAAGAUCAAAUUUCGAAUUUGACUAAUGCGCUAUUGAUCAAUCUUGGCUUAAUUAAGAGUGAAGACAAGAACAAUGGGAAAAUUGAUUGGAACCUGGAGGGAUGUUUUAAAGCUUUAGAAAAAAUUUGCCAGAGGGAUUAUUUCUUGGAGCAAACGAGAAGUACAUUAAAGUUAUUUGUAGAUAAACCAGUGAAGACUAGUCGUGCAAAGGUAGUAGAUCCCUUCCGAGAUUCCAAAGCUGCUCUCAAAACUGUCCUAGAUCGUACUCAAGUUACAUAAAUUUAUUCUAAAUCACUAUAUUUUAACAUGAAAUGUACCUAUUUAUUUUUAUAUGUUGCAUGAAAAAUAGAUUAAACAUUUCACACAUAAAAUUGUACCUAAGUAAACUAAUACUAUUA
This is a messenger RNA of Odontomachus brunneus, 2137 nucleotides long. RefSeq names its product ran GTPase-activating protein 1 (gene RanGAP). Gene Ontology annotation, molecular function: GTPase activator activity; small GTPase binding. The transcript has 5 exons. The record is from RefSeq and is a predicted model, not a curated record. The coding region runs from base 222 to 2018 and encodes 598 amino acids. Gene Ontology annotation, cellular component: cytosol; perinuclear region of cytoplasm; nucleus. NCBI's taxonomy places the organism in Eukaryota, Metazoa, Arthropoda, Insecta, Hymenoptera, Formicidae. Gene Ontology annotation, biological process: activation of GTPase activity; nucleocytoplasmic transport; signal transduction.